GCAGUCAGAAAAAGAAGAGAUCGAGAAAGCCAAUAUUGAGGAAUAAAAAAAAACAAAACAAAACAAAAGUAGACCAAUACAAAAUUACGCAAAAUACGAGCUUGGUAGAUUACGUAUGAUAGAAACGCACGAGCCGAUACGAACAGACAGGGGUGUGUGUGUAAAAAUUUAAUUCCAGGCUCCGAUUUAACCUUCUUACACUACACCCCAUGUCCAACACCAUCUUUAGUGAUAAAGUAAAUCCACUGUGAAGAGUAUGAGAAUAUUGACUUGAUACAGCAUUUAUAAGUCAUAUUAUUAACCACAAAUAGGAGAUCAUGUUAUUCUUAGCGAAAUUGAUCACAUCGUAUGUAAGUGUGACUGAUACACAAAGUGCGGAGAAAAAUAACGUUGAAGUGUUUCUGAAAUUCCGAAUAUUUUACAUUUGAGGUGUAUACCUCAACAAACUACACGAAUCCCUAAACAGGACUUUGAGUGCAGCACCAAUGUCGCGCGCAAAAAUUCUGUUUCGAGAAGAUAAGAUAAUUUCGAGUUUUGAAAAGCGUUAGAAGAGUGGAAACGUGAGAAAAAGAAACGGGAGAAAAUUUAAUUUGCAAAGAAAAUAAAAGAUCCAUAAAAAAUCCUUAGUGAUCCAUUCCAAGAAACUGACGAACGGGGUGGUUAAAAUCGACAUGAUGUGGCGAGGAAGAUGAGCGCAGAAGUGACGAAGGAGGUCGUCGCCACCGAGAGGGUUCCAACGAGCCCUCCGGCGGCGGUCGCGACCUCACCGGGUGCAGUUGGCACCGGUGACCCGCGGCAUCUGCCACCCUUCAGCAGCUUCGUCAGCGACAACACGAUGGACAGCUCGACGACGCUGACGACACUUCAUCCUCAAGACGUCAGUACGGGCCUGAUGACACCGUGGGAGUACUACGAAGGCCUGACCGGUCGGCUGAUCGACUCUCGUGGCGAGGUAGUCCUAGCCAGUCAGUAUCGACCUUGGGAAUCCAAAGGCGGUAAUCCGGAGGGUUUGCCCAGUUUUGCCAGUCAAUUCACCGCUCCGAGCGAGGCCGAACCUCAGCUGACAGCGUUAACGCCGUUGUCACCAGCGUCUAUCUCGCACUCGCCGCCAGUUACGAGCCUGCCGAGCUUUCACACGCUUGGAACUCCGCUCCCGGCGCCACAUCCUCAUCGCGGUUCAGUAGGUUAUCCUCUGGUACCGGCACCGGUACCGGUACAGGCUCGGGAGGUUCCGGCGUUACAGCAGCAGCUACUCGACGAGCGUCACAUACAGCUUCUGGGUUCCAACCCAGUUCAAGCGUUUCCGCCACCUCCACCGGGUCAUCAUCCUCACACAGUGUUGACGGUAGUGAAGCCUGAUUAUCCACAAUUGCAUCAUGCAAAUUUUCAAAAUCCAAUGUCGACCGUGCUGGAUUCUUCACCGACCUCACGACCGAUCGGCAUCGACGGCCGUAAAAAAGAACGCAGAAAAAUCCGCGCGGGUUCAAUGGAGUCUGAAGAUGGCGGAGGCGGCGGUGGUGGUGGCGGCGGUACCGGUGCCGGCAAUGUGGAGAGUUCCGGUCAAGUUGCCGCCGUGUCCUCUACCGCGAAUCGCGGUGUUCACCACCUCGGCGGAGGUAUGACCGACGGCGACGGUGAAGGUGGUCUCGGGGACAAGCCAGCGAAGAAGAAACGGAAGAGGUGCGGUGAGUGCAUAGGCUGCCAGCGUAAGGACAACUGCGGGGAUUGCGCGCCGUGCAGAAACGACAAGAGCCAUCAGAUCUGCAAAAUGAGAAGAUGCGAGAAGCUCACGGAGAAGAAGCAUUUGUAUCACAUGCAAACCGGCGAAGGAGCGUAUCGGGAACGUGGAAGAGGACGAGGAAAAGGUACCACAAGGAAUUAUCGAAAGAUUUCGCGACAAGUCAGUACGCCCGAUAGCGCACCAGCCGGACUUGGCAGUCCGCAAGCUGGUAUCGGCGGCUUGCAGCAACAACACCAGCAACAAACGCAACAAUCCCUGCACCAGCCGGAUCCUAUGCAGCAGACCAAGGACAAUCUAAAUCCGACGCCGAACCAACAGACGGGCGCUCUGAGGAACGGCAAUCCGCCACCACCUGUCGUUUCUAUGUCACCCGGAGUGAUGCCAUUUUACGGAGAUACCGGUGCUGGUUUCCGACCCGCGGCUGGUUUUGGAAACACGGUCUGGCAUCAAGGAGUCGCGCCAGUUGGCGCGGUUACGGUCGAAACAUCACCAGCACCAUGGCCACCGCAACAAUUUAUUCAACAGAUUCCCGCGCCAAAUCAGCUCGAAGAGUUGAGGUAUCACACCCAGUAUACCGCCGCGGCAUCCUAUCAUCCUCAACCAGUCACGUAUCAGCAACAAACAUUUAUAACUGCGGAUCAGUCUGCGUUCCAACGAGCCGGAACAACGGGUCAAUAUGCCAUUGCGGGACAGCCUUCGCCACUGGCUCCCGUUGGAGGACAGGCGGUUGUAUCGACAGCUCAAAGACAGUUAAAUGGACAGUUCGUAGACCCUGCGGGCACUACUAACCAAUCGGUUGCUUACGAGAGACAGGAUUAUGUUAAUGGGUAUCAGCAACAAGACGUGACGAUGGCUCCGCCUCCGUCAACAACACCAACGAGUCGCAGCAGCUCGGUCCAUAUGGACGGAAGCAGUCAGCAGCAACAAGGAGGCUCGCAGCAGUCUCAACAGCAGCAACAAGCUGCCGCUGACACACAGGUAAAGGGAUUUGCCACGAUUGCCGCCAACAACGUGUCGGGAAACGAGAUGCCUGGGUAUCCACUUCAACCGGACCCACAGAGUUUACACAACUCUAAUGGGUACCCAGGCUAUUUGGAAAUGGGUCAACAAUCAGCGCAGAACCAAUGGCAAAUGGUUCAGCACCAAAAUCAUCAUCAACAGCAACAAAAUCAUCAUCACCAGCAGCAACAACAAAUGCAGCAGCAACAAUCGGUGGUUGAAAAUAAUCAGCAACAUAUGUGGUCAGACACGAGCAGAAAAAUAAACAGCAAUGUCAAUAGCAACAUGAAUUGGCAAGACGGAACAAUGCAGCAACAACAGAAGUCUUCGCAACAACAACCGAAUAUGCAGGGCAUGAAGUCACAGUUGGAACAGCAACAAAGCGGCCAACAGAUGCAGCAAGAAAUGCCGAGACCAGCGAGUCACAUGAGUUGGGAGACUGGAAGCGUGAAAGAACCCCAAACGCCGCAAUCGUGGUCCGAUAACGCCGAUAACCAGCAGCAACAAACUCAGGGAAAUUGGUCUCAGCAGAGUCCACAGUUGCGGGAUCCUCAAAACUCACGAUUAACGCCAUCCAGUCAGCAGCAGCAGUCUCAACACCAGACCUGGCUGCAGCAUUCUCCAAAACUGUCGGAACAUCAGCACAGCAGUGCUCAACAAAACUCGAGGAUGACACCUUCAACUCAACGUACCUGGCAACAGAAUAGUUCAGACAUGCAAAAUUCUCAGCAGAAUCCGAGGCUGACUCCUUCCGGACAGCAUAUGCAACAACAACAACAACAGCAACAACAACAACAACAACAGCAGCAGCAGCAGCAGCAGCAACAACAACAACAACAACAACAACAACAACAACAACAACAACAACAGUGGUCACAACAUACCAAAGUAGAGCAGAACCCCAGACUUACACCGUCUAAUCAAAUGUCGUGGCCUGAUACGCCAACUAGUCAACCAAAUUGGUCACCGAGUAGCAUAAAAAGCGAUAAUAGUCAGCAGCCGCAUCAACAAUGGCAGGAAUCUCAACCCAGUCCUAGACGAACCCCGAGCCAUCAGUGGCAAGAAAACAAGCUGGACAAUCGAAUGUCUUGGUCUCCAAAUUCGGUGUCGGAGAACCAACCGAGUUGGGGUCAGCAGACGACAAGCCAAGACAUACAAAACACAGGAGAGAGAAUAACGUGGCAACAACAAACGACAGUGGAGACCAAUAAACCGAAUGGAUUUCCUGAGAAUCAAGACAAUUCGGAAAGCAAUGUCUAUGCUCAAUCUAAUCGGGUGAAUCUCAAUAGCCGAUUGAAAUCGAUGAUUCUAAACAAGCAACAACAACAACAGCAACAACAACAACAACAACAACAACAGCAGCAGCAGCAGCAGCAACAACAACAACAACAACAACAACAACAACAACAACAACAACAUCAACAAAUGCAACAGCAAACUCAUCAGCAUCAUCAGAUACAACACGUUGGUAGUAAUAACGGAUCCGCUACGGAAUAUGGAACGGACGAUCGAAUACGCGAUGCUCACGAGAACAGCGACCAGAUGCAAGAAAAACAUACCGAUCACUUCAUCAAUCAAUCAAACAUUAUUUCGAUGACGCAAUCUAAUGAAAACAUGACCGAUAAUUUUUUAUCACAUAGCCACCACCCUCGAGUAAACGGUUUGCUCGAUGGUGGUGGCUUAUUAUGGGGAUGGUCGGAAGGAGAGCAUAAUCAUGAUGAUGACAACAACAACAAAAACGCGAGUAAUUCGGCAUUAUCAGGAAAUGAAAUAACAGAUCUCGAAAAUUUAAAUAACGAAACCAACAAGAAUCAACAAUCGUGGGAAGCGACGCAGGGAAAAGGCAACGAUGACAUUGACGACAAAUCUUUCCAGCAAAGUUUGUGCAUGAAUCAAAUAGAGAAAACGUCUUUCGAAGAAUCUCAAAAGAUCUCGAACAGCAACGAGAUAAGAAACAACAAUCUGAAUUUUCUCAAGACAACGGACACCGUUCACACGUCUUCCCAAGAUAUUAGCGCGCGAGAUUCUAGUCACGUAAUCAAACAAGAGGAUGUCGGAGAUUAUACCAACGGCAAUAUGUCCAUCCAUGACACGUCUGACGUUAUUGAAAAGAAUUACAAAUUUCGUGGCGACGGUGGUCCCGCGAAAGUGUCACCAGAAACCGGCUCGUGGUGCUGUCGAAGAGGUGGAACCGAACAGCCAACACCCGAACAUCUGAAAGACGGUUGUUGCCAGGGGCUCCAAACCAAGGACGAGAUAUUGGACGAGUCUUCGCAGAAGGAUGAAUUAAAAACCGAGGGAUCGCAUAGCCCGCGUACUCCGUCUACCACAACACCGGUUACCACAACAACAAAGUUGCAAGAUCACUUGGACAAACUAAAGAACAAUGUCAGAACCGAGGUGCCCGACUGCGACUGCUUUCCCGCUGACAAAUGUCCGCCAGAGCCUGGCUCAUACUACACCCAUCUCGGGGCGGCUGCAAGUCUGCCUGAUCUUCGGAACGACCUCGAAAGAAGAUCCGGCCUCAAGGGCAACGCUAUAAGAUUUGAGAAGGUCAUCUACACCGGCAAGGAAGGCAAAACUACGCAAGGUUGUCCAAUGGCCAAGUGGAUUAUUCGACGAUCCAGCAUCGAUGAGAAACUACUAACCAUCGUAAAACAUCGCCAAGGUCACAAAUGUCCAACCGCGUGGAUCGUCGUAGCUAUGGUCGCCUGGGAAGGAGUACCUACUCAAGAAGCGGAUCGUAUCUAUUCUUUCUUGACUCACAAACUUAAUCGAUUUGGCAUUCCGACGAACAGACGAUGCGGUACCAAUGAACCGCGAACUUGUGCAUGUCAGGGACUCGAUCCUGAUACUUGUGGCGCCAGCUUUUCUUUUGGUUGUUCCUGGUCGAUGUAUUACAACGGCUGCAAAUACGCCAGAAGCAAAACCGUCCGAAAGUUUCGACUGUCAGUACGAUCAGAGGAACAAGAAGUCGAAGAGAAAUUGCACUUUUUAGCGGGACAUUUGUCACCUUUGUAUCUUAGUCUCGCGCCACAGUCUUUCAAAAAUCAAACUCAAUUCGAACAGGAAGCGAGCGACUGCCGUUUAGGAUUAAAAUCAGGUCGACCUUUUUCAGGAGUUACAGCUUGCCUCGAUUUCUGUGCGCACUCUCAUCGGGACGUGCACAAUAUGAACAACGGGUGUACCGUGGUAGUUAGCCUAACAAGACAUCGAACAUUAACAAAGCCCGAGGACGAGCAGUUACAUGUGCUACCUCUUUACAUAAUGGACGACACAGAUGAAUUUGGUUCGAAAGAAGAACAAGAAAAGAAGAUUCGUUCGGGCGCUAUUGACGUUUUAAGCAAAUAUCCGUGCGAGGUUCGAGUUCGUUCGGUUCCGCUUCAACCCUGCAGACGACACGGAAAGAAAAGAAAGGACGACGAGUCCGAUAUACUCAGCAAGAAAGAUGUCAAGAUCAUGGCAGACAAAAUGGGAGAUGCCGGACGUCCCCCGGGAUACGCGGAUUCCUCUGGACAAUUAUCAUUGGAGAUGUCAUCUACGUUCGAGGGAAUUGACACGCAGUUACAAAGUUCUCAAGUAUCGUCUACGGUCCUGGAUAGUCCGGUGUCUAUGUAUCAGGGUUGGGGAGCUAGCAACUGGCUGAAUCCGUGGGGAGAAUAUUCUUCGUUUGGUGGUUUAGAGAGGGACGUCAAAGUUGAUCCAGACAGUACCAGCUUGGACGACAUCAGACCCAGAAGUGCGUUUUCCCAGGAAGAGCACAGACCGGGUUCGAGAAACUUAUCCAAUCCUACGGUGGAUUCGACGAGAAAUUAUGGAAACUCACCUAGAACACAUUCCGUAUCGCCGCGCUCGCACACGAAUGCUGUCGUUGGAGAAAUGUCUUACAACACGUCACCCAGAGGUUGUGUCUCGACACAUCAGGAUAUGAAAAUGAAAGGACUGGAAUAUCCAAACGUAGAAAACGGUUACAAUCAUCACACGUCGGUUGCCGGAUCUUGCGUCACUUCGAAUAACAGACAGAACGAUCAACUGAGAUUGCCAUUUUCAAGAUACACGGGAGAUUCUAGUCAGCAAAAAUACUCAGGCACCUUGACGCAAAAUUACAUAAACGCCGAAAAUUCCACGAAAUUGUUGAAGCCGCACGUCGAGCAACCGGUUUCAAAUAGAAUGCAGCAUCCGUAUCCGCCGCAACAGAUUCCGCCAUCAAUAAAUCCCGUCUAUCAAAAUCAAUACGGCAACGAUAACGUGUCGAAUAUAUUCUCUUACAUGAAUAAUCACAAUAACAAUCCCAACAAUGAUUACAAGUCGAUAGGAAUUCCAAAUUCAGAGAAUCUGUUGCAUUUGCCGGCGUUCGAACAGCGAAAUAACAUGCAGAGUUCGUUAGUGACAAACGAUCAGCGGAAAUCCGUUUAUUACGCGCAAAGACAAUCGGAACCGAAACCCUACGUGGUCAAUCAUUCUUCAUCCCCGUCUUCCGAUCAAAUUGCUUACUUACGGAAUUCAAAUAUGGCAAACUCGUAUCCCAAUCAAGUUAAGAAUCUGCAGCAAUUCAAUGAUCAGCAAAUGAACGACAAGAAGAUUGGUGUGAAUAAACUAAUGAGACCCGAUCAAGCUAAAACACCAUCCUGGGAAACACCCUCGGCGUCGUCACCGUUCCGAGUGCCAAAAGGAAGACCGCCGUCACGAACGUUAUCCAAUCAAACUCCGUCCGCAGAGUCUAAUACGUAUCCAAAUCACUUAGGUAGAACGUUUCUAAAGCCAUCGGAAUCUUCAAAGGCCAUCUUUGCGGAUACUCUAAAUAGCAACUCGAUGCAAAAUGGUUGUAUAUCCAAUCAGUUGAAAACUAAUUCAAUAUCCAAUCAGCUGAAAACCAAUUUCAUACCUUCACUAAUGAAAACCAAUUGUCCGGACGAUAAAUUGCGAGACGGAUUUUAUGACAGCCGACAGGAUAUACCCAAUUCCAAUCCGAAUUCGUUUGCAUGGGCCGAGGAAAUGAAACAGGUACAGGAUUUUCAUGCCAUGUCCGGUUUGGGUCAUCACGCGUUUCCCCAAUACGGUUAUCCAACUUAUCCGGUGUACGAAAAAUCUUACGCGAAUUCGUGGGAUGGUUACAAUUACAAUCAUCACCAGUCGUACCAGACGCCGGAAUAUUCCCAGCAAUUUUACCAGCAACCGAAACGCGAGGGUUGCUUCCAUCCGUCUCAAUAUCCGUAUCAGGAUUUAAAUUCAACUUAUCAAGGUCUGAAUUCCGGUUGGACAAGAUGGGAUAUCUACGGGCCGCCACGCUAUUUACCGGUACUGCCGGAACCUCCUCCGAAGGCGAAACCACUCGGCAAAGUGGAAGAUUAUUCUGACAACGAGGAAUGCUUCAAGGAUCCGCAAAUAGGUGGUGUUGCAAUUGCGUUGAGCCACGGCAGUGUACUGUUUGAAUGCGCGAAACACGAGACGCACUCCACCACCGCUUUGAAAAAACCCAAUCGCCUCAAUCCGAACAGGAUCAGCUUAGUGUUCUAUCAACAUCGAAAUCUGAACAGGCCGAAACACGGCUCAGACGAGUGGGAGGAAAAAACGCGAUUGCGAAAAUUAGGCGCAACAACGUCGAGCGCGUGUUCGUCGACAACCAAAUCACCGACGCCGACUACCGCGAGUCCGGGAAGUACCACAAAUGGAAAAAUAACGCCACCGCACAUUCCAAAUGUUCCCAAUACGCAGUUUAUGAUGAGAUCGCCUACUUACACCACGAUGACUUGGACAACGCUCUUCCCGAUGCAUCCGUGCAUGAUAACUGGUCCGUAUCAAGAAGGCGGUGCGAUUGGAUGAGUCAAAGUCGGACGGUACAGCUUCGAUCGCUGAUGAUCGAAGAUUGUGCCGUCACACAAGGAACUGAAUUUGACGGAAGUAUAUAAACCAGCCUGAUGAAGAUUCUGAAGAAGAAUCAUCGAGACAUUUGUAAUCGAGAACGACCAAUAUACUACGGCGACAAAAUAAGAGGCUUUAUACAUUAUAGCUAGUUACUCCGAAACGAAAAACACAUUAUACACUGCCAUUUUUUCUAUUUCGGGUUUUAUGCAAGAUUUAAACAGCAACAAAAAUGUGCUUGUAGAAAGUCUCGCUGGGUGUGAUCAAUCGCCCUUUGCCGGGGCUCGCGUUUUAUAUUGACUUUUUAUCGAGUUGACAGAGAAAUUUCUGCAAUAAAAAAAAAAAAAAAAAAAAA
Molecule: messenger RNA, 8957 nt
Organism: Pseudomyrmex gracilis
Lineage: Eukaryota; Metazoa; Arthropoda; Insecta; Hymenoptera; Formicidae
Gene: Tet
Product: DNA N6-methyl adenine demethylase-like
Exons: 11
Coding region: 689-8563 (2624 amino acids)
Biological process (GO): positive regulation of transcription by RNA polymerase II; oxidative demethylation
Cellular component (GO): nucleus
Molecular function (GO): DNA 5-methylcytosine dioxygenase activity; DNA binding; zinc ion binding
Source: RefSeq, a predicted model, not a curated record